Molecule: messenger RNA, 1835 nt
Organism: Brassica napus (rape)
Lineage: Eukaryota; Viridiplantae; Streptophyta; Magnoliopsida; Brassicales; Brassicaceae
Exons: 2
Coding region: 140-1516 (458 amino acids)
Molecular function (GO): protein binding
Source: RefSeq, a predicted model, not a curated record
UCUGGUUCGUAUAUAAACUUGAGGGGCUGUUUUUUGUCUUCUUCCUUUGUUCCCAACAAAAUUUCAGGAGCUUAACCCUCUGAAUUCGAUUGAUCUUAUAGCUUUUCUGGAUUCAUACCAUUCGCUACAGAUAGGAAGAAUGGAUGUAAAAGUAGCGACAACGACGUCUUUUCAUUGGUCAGGACGCCAUGCGGCGAUCCCUUCUCUCUCGCAAACCUUGACCUCUUCAAAACGCCGUCGUUCUCGUGGAAGAGGCGGAGGAUCUUUAUCAUCAUGCCAAACGAGAUUGAAAGCUUCCGCUUUUCUCGGUACCCAAUCUGGGAAACUCCACCGCUCCAAAUCUUGUGAGCUUUUGGAAUUCUCCACCAAGAGUAAACUUUACCCUCUCCGGAGAGUUUGCAGCGCGAGCUCCGGUUUCUUCUCCGACGAAGAAUUCUCGGCGAAGAUGCAAGAAUUAGCUAUUCAAUUCAAGAUCGCAGGCGAAGAAGAAGACAAAGUAGUAGUAGUAGGUAACGAUCGUAGGAACCACAGAUUCGGGAAUGCGAAGCUACUACUACAUGAGUCCGUUCCAGGUUUAGCUUCGCUGGAGGCUCCAUGGAUGGAGAUGGUUAGCCAUUCCAGCAUUGAGCGGAAAGCAAACCGUGUUGAUUUGCCUCUCUCCCUUAGAAUGAUUAAGAGGAAGCUACAAGAAGAGGCGCUCAGAGAAGCUAGAGAGUCUACUUAUUGUUCUAUCGACAAAGCCUUCUCUUCUCUGGUCUUCAUGAUCGAGGAGAUGCACAGCUUUGCCUUGCAGACUAGGGAGGGUGUUGUUCAGCAGGUUAAGAAGGAUAUGCACGCUUCAUUGCUGUGGAUGUUCCAGCGCGUGUUCUCUCAAACUCCUACUUUGAUGGUUUACGUGAUGAUCCUAUUGGCGAACUUCACUGUGCACUCAGUUGCAUCGAAUCUAGCUAUUGCAGAAUCACCCCCAGGCUCUGCUGGGACAAAAGAAGACUCAGUUUUAGGACAAGGGAUAAGAGAAGAGGAGCUGAGUCUGUGGAAUUCGAUGGUGGAAGAAGCUGAUCAAAUGCAAGGUUCCCCUGUGGAUCGUGACAUGAGGCUGAGACUUGUUUCACCCAUCAUUGCAAGGGUUGCUUUGGACGAUAAUGCCAAUUACACUAGAACGGAGCUUUUCUAUAAGAUAGGUUUGGCUCAAGAACCCAACAACCCUUUGCUCUUAGCCAACUACGCUCAGUUCCUUUACCUUGUCUCUCAAGACUACGACAGAGCGGAGAAGUGUUUCAAGAAAGCCAUUGAGUCAGGAGAAGCAGACGCGGAAGCGUACAGCAAAUACGCCAUCUUCCAGUGGAAAGUUAGGAAGGAUCUAUGGGCGGCUGAGGAGAACUUUCUAGAAGCUAUAUCUGCAGACCCUACUAACUCCUUCUACGCAGCCAGCUACGCUAACUUCCUCUGGCAAACCGGUGGUGAAGAAACAUGUUUCCCGUUAGAAUCUUCUGAUUCUCCUCAGGAAAUCGCUUGAGAGAUGGCAGUGAGUGAAUGUUUGGAUUUGUUAGCAGCAAAUCUGCUGUAAAAGAGAUAGUGACAGAAAUUAGAUAGACGAUAGAAGCAAAGAGGAGUAUGUGAGUAGUGUUUUUGAGUGAAUCAUGCUUAUUAAACAUUGCUCCUCUUUGCUUCUGUGUUUGUUUUAUUCUGCAUUUUUUUUUACCACGUAGAAGUCAUUACCGUGGCAGAGUCCAUAACCAUUGGUCCACUGAUACUCUGGAUGGGAGUGUGGACCAAUAAGAACAUGUGUAGAUACAAACAGUAAUAAUCACUGAGCAUUGCCUUUUCCGUUUUGA